Gloeophyllum trabeum ATCC 11539 is the source of this 423-nucleotide messenger RNA. Its product is annotated as HSP20-like chaperone. NCBI's taxonomy places the organism in Eukaryota, Fungi, Basidiomycota, Agaricomycetes, Gloeophyllales, Gloeophyllaceae. The record is from RefSeq and is a predicted model, not a curated record. The coding region runs from base 1 to 423 and encodes 140 amino acids. Gene Ontology annotation, biological process: response to salt stress; protein folding; response to heat. The transcript is spliced from 2 exons.
AUGUCGCUCACGAACUACUUCGACCCCUUCUUCUCCCUUUCCGAGUUCGACCGCCUCUUUGACGAGGCGUUCGCAGCUCGUACCGGUGGGAACACCACUGGAAAUAACCAAGUGCAGCGCCGGAGCACUGACAAUGGAUCACGUCUGUUGAGACCAAGGAUGGACGUACACGAAGACAAUCAGAAUAACCUGGUGACGGCUACCUUCGAGCUCCCGGGUCUCAAGAAAGAAGACGUCAACAUCGACGUGCAGAACAACCAGCUGAGCGUCUCCGGGGAGACCAAGAUCUCGUCGGAGCGUGACGAGAAUGGAUACGCCGUCCGCGAGCGGCGGUACGGCAAGUUCUCGAGGACGCUCCCGCUUCCUCAGGGUAUCAAGGUUAGUAGAUUUUGUCCAAGUCUUGUGAUUCGAGCAUCGUACUGA